AUGGUAACAGCAUCUUAUGCUUUUCCUUUUGUUAGUGAAACUGUGAAAAUGUCUAUCUAUUUGCCAUGUGAUCAGAUACAAUGCUACACCUCGUUGCCUCUGAGAAUGUUCUCGAGAUGUUUUGGAUGGUUGGCUGAUUGUCGAGUUCCUACACCUUUAAGACCUGUUGUUUAUGGGUGCUACGCCAGUGCCUUUGGGGUCAAUAUGCAAGAAGCUCUAGUCACAGAUUUCAAACAAUAUAGGAGUUUAGCAUCAUUUUUCUCUCGUCCACUAAAACCUGAUGCCAGAACCAUAGAUCCAAAUAGUUGUUUAAUAUCACCUUGCGACGGUACAGUUUUGCAUUGUGGAGUUGCUGAUGGAGCAUACAUCGAACAAGUCAAAGGAGUCUCUUACAAACUGGACUGUUUCCUGGGUCCUCCAACGUGGUGCCAAGCAGAUGAAAAGUUAGAUGAAACGAAUGAUAUGAAAGUCAUCGAUGUGAAUAAAUUUAGUUCUACGAAAAUUUCAAAUGUGGACAAUCCGUUUCACAGGACGGUUAUGCACAGUCGAGAUGGAAGCUCUGCAUUGUAUCAGUGUGUUAUUUAUUUGGCACCAGGGGAUUAUCAUAGAUUCCAUUCACCAACAGUGUGGAACCCUGUAUUCAGACGGCAUGUUCCUGGUGAAUUAUUAUCAGUGAAUCCAAAAAUAGCAAAUUGGGUCCCUGGACUCUUCUGCCUUAAUGAACGUGUUCAUUAUGUUGGAACAUGGAAACAUGGUUUCUUUAGCUUUACAGCCGUAGGUGCUACAAAUGUGGGGUCAGUAAAAGUCUACGCCGAUGAAACUUUAUCCACAAACCGAUGGAGAGGUUGGCGUUCGACGUUACCGACUUUAAAAAAUCGACCAAAAAUCAAUGAACCACCUCCACGAGAACAUUGCAACGAAUGCAAUAUCAAGAGUGAAAUUCGAUUUGGAAAAGGGGAGCUGAUAGGACAUUUCAAUAUGGGAUCGACCAUUGUGCUCGUUUUCGAGGCACCAGCUAACUUUAAGUUUGCUUUGAAACCGGGAGACAGAGUUAAGAUGGGACAGAGGCUCGGAUUCCUUGGACAAUACGUAGAACAGUUGACGACAAAGGAUUCAUCAAACGACAAAGAUGAACAUUGUAUAUAAAGCAACUCGAAUAUUAGAGAACAAUUUCAACGAUAUAUUUUUCCUAAAACAUUUGUUGUACUUUGUUUUAAC
Messenger RNA from Ctenocephalides felis (cat flea), 1218 nucleotides. Its product is annotated as phosphatidylserine decarboxylase proenzyme, mitochondrial-like. Gene Ontology annotation, cellular component: mitochondrion. The coding region runs from base 1 to 1146 and encodes 381 amino acids. Gene Ontology annotation, molecular function: phosphatidylserine decarboxylase activity. NCBI's taxonomy places the organism in Eukaryota, Metazoa, Arthropoda, Insecta, Siphonaptera, Pulicidae. Gene Ontology annotation, biological process: phosphatidylethanolamine biosynthetic process. The record is from RefSeq and is a predicted model, not a curated record. The transcript has 7 exons.